AGUCUGCCGCCCGGCCUGAGCAGCCUUGCGCCCGGUCUGGCGGUCGGCGGACAGCCGUGGACCGGCGCGGACCUCGGACUGUACUCGGGACAGACGGCGGGCGGCGCACCGAGCGGAAAUUAUUCGGGCUUGGACAUGGAAUCUGAAGACGAGUGUUUUCCUCCUGACGCAGGCCACAACACCUCACCCAGCUGUAGCAGCGCAUCACACUUCGACAAGACGGGUCUCCGGGCGCCGCGGUCCGUGCUGGCGCUGCUCGGUCUGCUGCCGGCUGUGGUCGUCCGCGCCGCCAACCCCAUCUCAUGGGCGCGCUUGACAGUGAAGCUUCUGAGCCUACCACGUGACGCCGCUGCUGUCGCCGGCUGGCCCGCCCGUUGGCUGCUGCGGCGGACUAGCCCGGUGGAUGGCUCGAGGCCGGCGCCACACCAGCAGGCCGGCAGCGCCUCGGGUGCCGCCGCUUGGGACGCUGCAGGGAAGGCAGAGGCUGGUCGGGCGGAGAGGAGAUGUCCCACCUUCCCGGUGCUAGCCAUGCUCCUGCUUCUGCUGAUUCCGCUGCUGCUGCUGCCGCUGACGUGGCGGAGGACGCCGUCCUCGGAGGACUGGCGGCCGCUGCGCGAGCUGGGGUCGGUCGGCCGGCAGCUGGCGCCGGCUCUCGGCUCGCUGUACGUCUCGGCCGUGUCGGCGGCUCAGGUGCACACCUUCCCGCGGCCGGAGUGCCGCACCACUGUGCUGGCCGCCCUGCGGACCGUGCUGUUGGAGCCGCCGUCGGAGCCGCCGGAGCCGCCGCCACCCUCGGAGGACCAGCUGGAAGCUGUACGGCGUGUGACGGUGACCGUCGACCGACUGCGCCGCGAGGGCGAGGCGGCCGAGGGCGUGGGCUCGUCACGCGCCUGCUGCAACCGGACGGCGUCGGACUGCGACGGCCAGCUGGCCGGCCGGUUACGUGGUCUGCAUCGCCGGCUCGACCAGCGGCUGCAGCUGCACGCCGCCGGGCUGAGGCACAACCUGUCGUGCGGGGCGGCGGCUCUGGCGGGCGGCGUCAGCCGGCAGCAAGCGGUCAGCAUCGCACAGCAGCAGCUGGCGCUGUACGACGCCGACAAGACGGGACAGUUCGACUUCGCGCUAGAGUCGGCAGGUGGCAGCAUCGUCAGCACCAAGUGCACCGAGGCGUACGGCGCGCGGGCGGCGCAGCUGACGGUGCUGGGCGUCCCGGUUUGGUACCCGCAGAACAACCCGCGCUCCGUCAUACAGGCGGGCGGCCGGCCGGGCGAGUGCUUCGCCUUCCACGGCGAGGGCUUGCUUGAGAUCGGCCUGUCGCGUCUGGUGCGGCCCACCGAGUUUGUGCUGGAGCACGUGGCGCGCGAGCUGACGCCCGACGGCAGCGUGCGCUCCGCGCCGCGUCGCUUCGCCGUGCUGGGGGUGACUGGAUUCGCGGGGGAGGCCGUGCCGCUCGGUGAAUUCCAGUACGAGGAGCGGGGCCCGCCGCUGCAGCCUGACGUCACGUCCGAGUGA
This is a messenger RNA of Pollicipes pollicipes, 1512 nucleotides long. RefSeq names its product nuclear migration and anchoring protein unc-84. Bases 136 to 1512 code for a protein of 458 amino acids. The record is from RefSeq and is a predicted model, not a curated record. NCBI's taxonomy places the organism in Eukaryota, Metazoa, Arthropoda, Thecostraca, Pollicipedomorpha, Pollicipedidae. The transcript is spliced from 11 exons. Gene Ontology annotation, cellular component: nuclear envelope; meiotic nuclear membrane microtubule tethering complex. Gene Ontology annotation, molecular function: protein-membrane adaptor activity.